AUGAAGUUCUCCGCCUCCGUCGUCUGCCUCCUGGCGCCUCUCUCAGCCCUCGCCGCGCCCCUCGAGGAGCGCCAGGCGGCGCAGAGCAUCGACGCCCUCAUCAAGGCCAAGGGCAAGCAGUACUUUGGCACCUGCAGCGACCAGGGCCGUCUGACCUCGGGCAAGAACGCCGACAUCAUCAAGGCCAACUUCGGCCAGGUCACCCCCGAGAACUCGAUGAAGUGGGACCAGAUCGAGCCCAGCCAGGGCCAGUUCAACUGGGCCGGCGCCGACUACCUCGUCAACUUUGCCACGCAGAACAACAAGAAGAUCCGCGGCCACACCCUCGUCUGGCACUCGCAGCUCGCGGGCUGGGUCAACAACGUCCGCGACCGCAAUGCCCUGACCUCGGUCAUUCAGAACCACAUUAGCACCAUCAUGGGGCGAUACAAGGGCAAGAUCCUCCACUGGGACGUCGUCAACGAAAUCUUCAACGAGGACGGCUCCCUCCGCUCCUCCGUCUUCUCCCAGGUCCUCGGCGAGGACUUCGUCGGCAUCGCCUUCCGCGCCGCCCGCGCCGCCGACCCGGCCGCCAAGCUGUACAUCAACGACUACAACCUCGACCAGGCCAGCUACGCCAAGACGCAGGCCAUGGCGCGCAAGGUCAAGGAGUGGAUCGCCCAGGGCAUCCCCAUCGACGGCAUCGGCUCGCAGGCGCACCUGCAGGCGAACCAGGGCGCCAACGCCCUCGGCGCGCUGCAGACCCUCGCCGGCAGCGGCGUCAAGGAGGUCGCCAUCACGGAGCUGGACAUCGUCGGCGCCAGCGCGGCUGAUUACUCGGCGGUGACCAAGGCGUGUUUGCAGGUUAGCCAGUGCGUUGGCAUUACUGUCUGGGGUGUGCGUGACCCCGACAGCUGGAGGGCGCAGAACAACCCGCUCUUGUUCGAUGCCAACUUCAACCCCAAGCCUGCGUACACUGCGGUUGUUCAGGCCCUUCAGUAA
Messenger RNA from Colletotrichum aenigma, 981 nucleotides. RefSeq names its product Endo-1,4-beta-xylanase (gene XYNA-1). The record is from RefSeq and is a predicted model, not a curated record. Gene Ontology annotation, biological process: carbohydrate metabolic process. Gene Ontology annotation, molecular function: hydrolase activity, hydrolyzing O-glycosyl compounds. The transcript has 3 exons. Bases 1 to 981 code for a protein of 326 amino acids. Lineage: Eukaryota; Fungi; Ascomycota; Sordariomycetes; Glomerellales; Glomerellaceae.